Messenger RNA from Amoebophrya sp. A120, 3231 nucleotides. Lineage: Eukaryota; Dinophyceae; Syndiniales; Amoebophryaceae. The record is from the annotation of a GenBank genome assembly.
AGCUUUUGUUUUCUGUUCUAGCAGGGGACAGUUUUCUUGUAUUUUUUGACCAGCCCUAAGAACAGCUAGGAGGUGGAGGUUGCCUUGGCUACUUAUAUUUCAAAAAAGUAUAAUUGUCGACGUCGAGGGUUUUUUUGACACAACUUCAAACGACAUAUUAUUCUAGUUUAAGUCUAAGAAUCAAAUUUUCACGACGCUCCCACAGUUGCUAGCACGAUCUCGUCACGCUUGCUCUCUGCUAGCGCUGCGUAUUGUGGGGCCCGACCCCGUGGAAUUGAAGGGCAGUUGUCAACAACUUCAUCGGAGCUAGAACGCCUGCUUCCUCGACCGCAGACGCAGUCCGGAUCAUGCACAAAUUUGGCGGCAAGUCGCUCUUUGGUGGGGGUACAGCCGGCGGGGCUACAUCGAGCAAACCCGGCAAGCCAGGCGGUGUAGCGGCAAAGGCCACACCUUCUGCCAGCGGCGGCAGCAGCCUCUUCGGUGGUCUCGCGCAAGGUAGAAGUUUUUGUCCUUCUUGUCUUGCUUUACAUUUUUAUUGAAAAGAAUCAAAAUCAAUCGCGCCGCCCCAGUAAGUAGGAAAAAAAAUGGAUUUCUAUUACGACAUCAUGGCACAACAAAUAAACUCUUACAGCGACUUCCGCCGGCCCGCAGCCCAUCAGCAGCAUUUUCAACAAGUAUAAACAAGGCCUGCCCAAGCCGGCGCCCGGCGCACCAAGUUACUCGCCAAGCUCGAAGCGGCAAAAGGCUGGACUAGCGGGCAACCCAAAGCCGGUGAAUCACAACGCAGCUGCGGCCACUGGUGCGGGACCCGGUGGUGCGGUCAAGAACACGGCCAACGCUGGAGGCACGGGUCCGGGGAGCAAACAAGGAGCGCUCCCGGCAGUGGCCGCUGGCCAAGGAGCAGGUAGUAAAGAAAGAAGUGCCUUGCAUAACUAGUUUCGAGUGAGAAUGUCGUUGACCACACGACCUACGAAAUUAGCUGUAGGGAUAGUCAGUCCUAUCAGUCUCUUUAAAGUAUACAUGCUCGAAGGAACAGACUAGAUUGGCGGUAUGUGGAUGAGAUGCACGUCAAACUCAAAGUAAAACUUCUCUCUGUUUCGAACAAAUCAGGCGGGUCUGCUUCUAGCAGCUCCUCAGCCGCCGCUACUUCGAGCAACGCAGCCGCCGGCGCCGGCGGACAGCCAGCGCCGUCCUCUGGGUCGGGUACGAAAACUUUUAAAAAGCAGUCGUCGCCUGCCGCCUCCCGUAGCGUUGGCUUGAUCCAGGAUGACGACUAUGUCAUAACCCCGAUCGACCGCAUCGAGGAGGGGAUCGAGCAGGACCAGGACGCGGCCUACUGCCUCGAGGACCUGGACGUGGGGAAGCCCUUGGGCAAGGUAUGCAUUGCAAAAGUAUCGAUACUAAGUGGUGCGAUACAAAUUUGCUCAGCAUAAGUAAUGGAAUUUGUGAUGCGGAUUUGCCAGAAGAAAAACAAAAAGAUCUGCAAUGCAUAAUUUCGAUUACUACGAGUGCGAUGCUUUUGCAGUGCAUACAAGGGAAAAUUCGGCAACAUCUACCUCGCGCGGGACCGAAUUUCCGACUACGUCUUCGCGCUGAAGAUUCUGAGCAAGAUAUUGAGAGAAAAAAUCCCCCCUCCCCAUAGUACUGAAAAGGUAUACUUUUGGAAAUUUGUCAUGCUGAUUUGUGGUCACAAAUCGUGCCUGUCUUGCAAGAAAGCAACUCCGCAGGCUGCGCCGCAGUAUGCAGGCGGUUUGUCAUGCUGUUGGGCCUACAGCGCGGACGUUUAUCAUGCUAAGCGCCUAGGCCAAAACCUCUCUACUCACGCUUGGCGUGGGCCUGCAGUGCUCUCCAGCAAGACGGCUCGGAUGUGUGGCCACAAAUCAGCAUCACAAACUUCCGCUUUGAUGUGGGGAGGGGGGAUUUUUCAUUUUGAUACAAGAAGCAGCUGCAGAAACACCGCGUCGAGCACCAGUUGAUCCGCGAAAUCGAGAUUCAGUGCCACCUGCGACACCCAAACAUCCUCCGUCUGCACAACUAUUUUUGGGACGACACCCGAAUCUACCUCAUGCUCGAAAUCGCACCGGGGGGAGAGCUGUAGAUAAAGGAUACUGAGUGUUCUAUACGGAUUUCUACUUUGUGAUUUUUGUGGUCCAAGGUGGAUGAAUCAUCAACAUGUGAAAGUAAAACUUCACGUCGAAAGACAAAGACGCGAAAAUGAAUAUGAAUAUGUUGUUGAGUUUGAAUCCCUAGGAAGGAGCCUCGCAGUGAAUUCCAUUUUUUUUUUUUCCACGAUACCCUUAGGUACGCCGUCCUGAAAGCGAAGCACUACUUCAGUGAGUACCGGGCCGCUUGGUACCUGUCCCAGAUGGUGGACGCGUUUCGGUACCUGCACCGGAAACACGUCGUGCACCGCGACAUCAAGCCGGAAAACAUUCUCUUGGGCACCAACGACACCCUGAAGAUCGCCGACUUUGGGUGGUCGGUGCACGCGCCUUCGUUGAAGCGCACGACCUUCUGCGGGACGCUCGAUUACCUCGCGCCAGAAGUGGUCGAGCCGAACAUGCCCGCGGCGCAACUGGCGAAGAGUACCAUGGCGGACGUGUGGGGAUUAGGGGUGCUGUUGUACGAGUUUGUGGUCGGCUAUGAUCCACAAAAAAAGUAGACCCAUGAUUGAUCCCCAUCCAAUUUGUGAUGUUGUACUAAAACAUGCAUCAAUUUCAAUUGUCGCGUGUUUCUCAUGCAAAGAAUGGAAGAGGAAGAUGGGUUUAUUUUUCUGGGGAUAUCGGCCGCGCGCCCUUCGAAGGCGGCGACACCAUGACGACUUACAAGAAGAUUCGGGUGGAAAAACCCUAUUUCCCCGACCACCUCUCGCCCGACUGCAAGUAUGCAAUGCAAGGUUACCGUACUAGAAAGUACAAAUUGGAAUACAAACUUUAUUCCAAGAUGAACCGUCGGAGUUUCAGUUUGUAAUGCUAAGCCAGGUAAAAUACUAGUUUACUAGAUCUGUCAUGCACUGGAAGUUCAAGUUGCAACUACUGCAACUGCAGCGAGUUGUACGGUACUUUUGCAAUCUAUAGCAAGGACUUGAUUACGAAAAUGCUGCGGAAAAAACCGACGGAGCGGAUUCAACUGGAAGAAGUGCAGCGGCACCCCUUCUGCGCGCAAGCGUUAGAGGACGGCGGGAAAUUCUGCAAGGAACGCUACGGCGGGAUGGUUGGGAAUAUAGCGUAA